Molecule: messenger RNA, 1507 nt
Organism: Sphaeramia orbicularis (orbiculate cardinalfish)
Lineage: Eukaryota; Metazoa; Chordata; Actinopteri; Kurtiformes; Apogonidae
Product: alcohol dehydrogenase 1-like
Exons: 9
Coding region: 71-1204 (377 amino acids)
Biological process (GO): formaldehyde catabolic process
Cellular component (GO): cytosol
Molecular function (GO): zinc ion binding; alcohol dehydrogenase (NAD+) activity; S-(hydroxymethyl)glutathione dehydrogenase [NAD(P)+] activity
Source: RefSeq, a predicted model, not a curated record
CUGUUCUGUCCAGCAGCUUGUUCUCUGUUGACACCUCUUGUACUUUUUCAUACUGAACAUCGCAUUAAAAAUGGCCACAGCUGGUAAGGUUAUCAAAUGCAAGGCUGCAGUGGCAUGGGAGCCCAACAAGCCUGUGGUGAUUGAGGAGAUUGAGGUAGCCCCUCCCCAGGAUGGUGAAGUUCGGAUCAAGAUUGUGGCGACCUCAGUGUGCCAUUCAGACCUGUACCACCUUUUUGAGAAUAUACAUAAAGACGGCUUCCCAGUCGUCCUUGGCCACGAGGCAGCAGGCAUCGUAGAAAGUGUUGGACCUGGAGUCACCGAGUUUCAGCCAGGAGACAAGGUGAUUCCUCUGUUCCUUUCCCAGUGUAAAGAAUGUCGUUUCUGUAAACAUCCUAAGACCAACGUCUGUGAGAAAUCAUGGAGUGAGAUUCGUAUUGAUGCGAUGUCACCACUGGACUCCAGAUUUACCUGCAAAGGGAAGAAGGUGUAUCAGUUUUCAGGAACCAGUACCUUCUCUGAGUACACUGUGGUCAGGCAGAUUAAUCUGACUAAGAUCGACCCUGCAGCUCCUCUGGAUAAAGUGUGUCUCCUCAGCUGUGGGAUCUGCACAGGAUAUGGAGCAGCAGUUAAUACUGCAGAGGUGAAAGAGGGCUCCACAUGUGCUGUGUUCGGCCUGGGAGCUGUUGGUUUGGCUGCCGUCAUGGGCUGUAAGAACGCAGGAGCCAAGAGGAUUAUUGCUGUCGACACCAAUCCGGACAAGUUUGAGAAAGCAAAGGUGUUCGGAGCAAAUGAAUUUGUGAACCCCAAGGAUCACGACAAACCCAUCAGCCAAGUGUUGUCUGAGAUGACCAAUGGGGGAGUGGACUACUCUCUGGAAUGUGUCGGCAAUGUGGAAGUCAUGCGCAGUGCGUUGGAGUCCACUGUACAAGGCUGGGGAGUCAGUGUGAUCGUUGGCUGGAACAUGCAUGAGUUUUCUGGCCAACCCAUUAAACUAAUUACUGGACGCACAUGGAAGGGUGCCCUCUUUGGCGGUUUUAAGAGUAAGGACGGCGUACCGGAGAUGGUUAAAGCCUACAUGAACAAGAAGCUGAUGGUGGAUGAGUUCAUCACCCACAACCUGACCUUGGACCAGAUCAAUGAUGCCAUUGAAAUGAUGAAACACGGGAAAUGCAUCCGGACCGUCCUGAAUGUUUCUCCACAGUAAGUCCAUGUUCAGUGACAAGCAGCUGGAUUAUACUACAGAAUCUUCUGCAGUGUCCAUGUAAACAAAUGUCAAACAUGUCAGAUUCUUUAUGAGCAAGAGCAAUAAAUGGUCCAAACAGAUGAAGUUGUCGUUGUUUGGAAUCUUGUUUUGUUGAGUGUCCUGUGUCUGUAUCAUGUUGUUGAAUUUUUUUUAUUGCAUUGUAUUGAGUGAAGCUGAAGUGUUAUAGUUUAGAUUUUCCAAGACCAGCCUUGUGUAAUCAUUAGGCACGGCAAGUUUGUAUCGUAUCAUUCAUAUAAAAGACAA